Metarhizium brunneum ARSEF 3297 is the source of this 795-nucleotide messenger RNA. It is a transcript of the gene yfcG, whose product is annotated as Disulfide-bond oxidoreductase YfcG. The record is from RefSeq and is a predicted model, not a curated record. Lineage: Eukaryota; Fungi; Ascomycota; Sordariomycetes; Hypocreales; Clavicipitaceae.
AUGGCACGCCCAACUGGUCUCAUUGCCUCCAAGGGCAUUGAAUUACUCACCUGGAGCACUCCCAACGGAUACAAGGCUAGCAUCCUCCUUGAAGAGUUGAAGGAGGCCUAUGGGCUUCAGUAUACAUCCCAGGGUAUCAACAUCGGCCAGAAUAUUCAAAAGGAGCCGUGGUUCACGGCCAUUAACCCGAAUGGUCGCAUUCCCGCCAUUGUCGACCAUGACCACGGCGACUUGGCUGUUUUUGAGGGCAAUGCAAUCUUGUCGUACCUGUCUCGCCGAUAUGAUACGGAGAGACUCUUCUCGUUUGCCCCAGACGAUGAUGACUAUACACGCGCAGAGUCUUGGAUAGGCUGGCAGCACGGUGGCCUGGGUCCCAUGCAGGGGCAAGCCAACCACUUUGUACGAGCCGCCAAGGAGAAGAUUGCCUACGGAAUGCAGCGCUAUGUUGGUGAAACGGAACGGCUGUACGGCAUCCUCGACGCUCGCCUCAAGGACCGGGACUUCGUCGUAGGUCCGGGACGGGGCAAGUAUAGCAUCGCCGACAUUGCUCUCUUGGGGUGGGUCAACGCCGUCCGAGGCACAACCAUUUCCAUUGACCAGUUCCCGUCCAUCAAGGCAUGGCUGGCACGUUGCUGGGAGCGUCCCGCGGUACAGAGGGGCUUCCAGGUUCCCUCUGCACCGGCGUCCUCAGCCCUCACGCCCCAAGUAGGCGAGGCUGCCGAACAGGCAAAGCAGCUCAAGCAAUUGGUUGAUGAGGCCAAGAAGCAAUACGGCUAUGUUUAUUCGUCGCCAUGA